AUCAUUCGUUUUCGUGCUCCACAAGUUGAAUGACAAAUCACAAAACAGAUUGAAAAUUUGAAAGCGGUGGGUGGGGGCUUAUCUCUCUCUCUCUCUCUCAAGAUUUCGGCCUUUAUCAUCCUGUGGCUACCUAAAUUGUACGCCGUUUGCCUUACGCAAGCUUGGAAAGGUGUUAAUCUCUUUUGAAGCAUGGAACAAGUGUGCCCUUGGUCAGGUUGUUUUCAGAGACAGGUUUUCUCAUUCCAGGAAGUGCUUGAUUGGCGUUGUUUCGUACUUGGAUCUGUCUUCUUCAACUGUACUUAGUGAACCUACAGUAUAUGAGCAGUUUCGCAGGCAUAAUGUCUUUUUUUCCUGAGACAGGUUGGAUUGUCUGUGCAUGGUAACAAGGCUGAAACUUGCUUGUAAAUGCUGCGUUUACUGUCGAGUAGUAAAUGAUAUCGUUGGUCUGACCUUUAAGUUUUAGCGUAGUUGUCUUUUCUUCCGACUGGUAUCAGUUAGAUCUACGUUAGAUAUUGAUCAAAUAUUUUGAGAUAGCCGUUUCAACUCAAAGGCAGUGUUUUGGAAGUCUUGUUUGUUGCUACAAGUAUUCCGCUUAUAUACAUUUACUUUUGGAUCAGUAUCAAGAUGCUCUGCAUUUCUCAGUUAUCUUUGCUUAUACUCUGUCAAUGUCUCGAUUUCAAUGAUUCGAUGUCUUUUAUGAAUAAGAGUGUGGGGACUGUUCAUCAGAAUUGCACAGUUCUGCGCAUGCAUUAAAGAACGGAGGUGGAUCCAGCCGUUUAUAUUUUAUAGUCUCGUCUCUAGCUAUCUAGAUAAAGCGUGUUUUUUCUUCUAUGUCUCUUCUUCAUAAAUAAAGUGUCACGUGCAGUUGUGAAUACAAAGAUGGAUAAGUACAAGAUAAUCAAGGAAGUUGGUAAUGGAACCUUUGGGGUUGUCUAUCGGGCUAUAAGUAAACAUAAUGGUGAAGUGGUUGCCAUUAAGAAAAUGAAGAGAAAAUAUUAUUCGUGGGAAGAAUGCAUAAAUUUGAGAGAAGUCAAGUCGCUGCGUAGGAUGAAUCAUACAAAUAUUGUUGAGCUCAAGGAAGUCAUUAGAGAAAAUAGCAUUUUGUACUUCGUGUUUGAAUAUAUGGAAUGUAGUCUUUAUCAUCUCAUGAAAGACAGAGUGAACCCGUUCUCAGAAACAGAAAUUAGAAAUUGGUGCUUUCAUGUAUUUCAAGGACUUGUGUACAUGCAUCAGCAUGGCUACUUCCAUCGUGAUCUUAAGCCAGAGAACUUGCUUGUUUCUAAGGGGCUGAUAAAAAUAGCUGAUUUUGGUCUUGCUCGUGAGAUCACAUCUCAACCACCAUACACCGAGUAUGUUUCAACACGCUGGUAUCGGGCCCCAGAGGUACUUCUUCAGUCACCAAAAUAUGGCUCCGCAGUUGAUUUAUGGGCAAUGGGCGCAAUCAUGGCUGAAUUAUUUACACUCCGUCCACUUUUCCCAGGUUUAAGUGAAGCAGAUGAAAUUUACAAAAUUUGCAGUGUGAUCGGCAGCCCAACAGAGAGCACAUGGCGUGAGGGGCUUAAACUGGCUAAUACACUUAAUUACCAGUUUCCAAAGCUUGCUGGUGCAGAUCUUGGUGCAUUAAUACCAUCUGCAAGCAAUGAGGCAGUCAAUUUGAUUGCUUCUCUCUGUUCUUGGGAUCCAUGCAAGAGACCGACAGCUGUGGAAGCUCUUCAGCAUCCUUUCUUCCAGAAAUGUUACUACAUACCUCCAUCUCUUCGCCCUAAGCCUGCUGCUGCUAACACUCCAUCUGCUUUUUCAGUUGGAUUACAUGGGAGGGGAGCCAUGAAGCAGAACUAUGCAAUGGGAUAUUCCGGCUUUUUGCCUAAUGUGAAGCCAGCUGGCAAUGUUAAUUCAUAUGCAAAAGUACCCGCUUCUCUAAACACAGGAGUGCAUCGUAAACCGGAAAUGAAUCAUCAGGGUGGAGUUAAUUAUGAAAAGGCCACUUCCAGACAACCAAAAUACCAACCUACUGUGAAGUACAAUACAACAGCGGGAUUGAUGGGAAAGAGUGGAGGCGUUUCCGACACUGCAGGGAAGUUGGCACACAUGACCAUCGGUUCAGGUAGAGCUAGACCCCAGAACCAGCAGCAUGUGUAUAUUCCGCCACCUGCAAAAGCUAGGAAGGCUUAUGGUAUUCAGCCUGGUAGACCUUAUUGCAGCAAGGUGGCUGGAUGAUCGGAGAUUUCGCAUCAAAUGUUAAUAUCUUUCUUAAAAUAAACACGUGAACAGAGUUUAUUAUUAUGUGAAUCUAUGUCGCCUUUUACUUCACUGAAGUUUAUUAUUAUGUGAAUCUAUGUCGCCUUUUACUUUUGACAUAUCAUCUCUCUUGUUUCUAUAAAAACAGUGUGCAUUAA
Molecule: messenger RNA, 2396 nt
Organism: Helianthus annuus (common sunflower)
Lineage: Eukaryota; Viridiplantae; Streptophyta; Magnoliopsida; Asterales; Asteraceae
Product: cyclin-dependent kinase F-4
Exons: 18
Coding region: 880-2217 (445 amino acids)
Biological process (GO): protein phosphorylation; intracellular signal transduction
Cellular component (GO): nucleus; cytoplasm
Molecular function (GO): protein serine/threonine kinase activity; ATP binding
Source: RefSeq, a predicted model, not a curated record